GCUCUCCACGGCGGCGGCGGCUACGGCAACACGUCUCGCGCGGGAUCCUAAUUCCAAACAGCACUGCUCUCCCUCCCUCCCUCCCUCCCUCUCGUGGCGACGACUGGGCGGGCGACCGCUGCCGGUGUCCAGGUGCCCAGGUGUACAUCGGUACCUCGCCAGGUCUUCUUCGGCCCUUCGCCGCCGACAAGCUCUGCCAGGUUGCUGUGUUAAGUUGUCACAUGGAUCCAGCACAAUAUUUCCAACCCAGGACAUUCUCAAUAAAGUUGUGGCCACCAAGUGAAAGCACACGGCUCAUGCUUGUUGAGAGGAUGACAAAGAAUCUGUCCACAGAGUCAGAGUCCAUUUUCUCUCGCAAAUACGGUACUUUGGGCAAGGAAGAAGCUCAUGAGAAUGCAAAAAGGAUUGAAGAACUUUGCUUUGCCUCGGCUGAUGAGCAUUUCAAAAGGGAGCCAGAUGGUGAUGGGAGUUCUGCUGUCCAGCUAUAUGCAAAGGAAACGAGCAAGAUGAUGUUGGAAGUUCUGAAAAAAGGCCCUAGGACUACUGCAGAACUGGAAGCACCUGUAGCUGAUACACCUCUAGUGCCUGAUACACCUCUUGUGCCUGCUGAUACACCUCUUGUGCCUGCUGAUACUGUACUAGAUAUAUCUGGUGGCAAGCGUGCUUUUAUUGAGGCAGAUGAAGCAAAGGAACUGCUGAGUCCACUUACAAAACCAGGAAAUUCAUAUCAAAGAAUAUGCUUUAGCAACAGGAGCUUUGGUAUUGGCGCUGCUAAUGUUGCUGGGCCAAUUCUUGAGUCAGUUAAGAAUCAGCUCACAGAGGUAGAUAUCUCAGAUUUUGUGGCAGGAAGGCCUGAGGAUGAAGCUCUUGAUGUGAUGCGCAUAUUCUCCAAAGCAUUAGAGGGUUCUGUCCUGAGAUAUCUGAACAUCUCUGACAAUGCUUUGGGUGAGAAGGGUGUCAGGGCAUUCAGUGAGCUUCUGAAAUCACAGGAAUCCCUGGAAGAACUAUAUGUGAUGAAUGACGGUAUAUCAGAGGAAGCUGCAAAAGCUCUAUCUGAGCUUAUUCCUGCAACUGAGAAGCUCAAGGUUCUUCACUUCCACAACAAUAUGACUGGAGAUGAAGGUGCUAUGUAUAUCGCUGAGAUGGUUAAGCGUUCUCCAAAUGUAGAGAGUUUCAGGUGCUCAGCAACAAGGAUAGGAUCUGAUGGUGGAGUCGCAUUGUCUGAGGCAUUAGGGACAUGCACUCGUCUGAAGAAACUUGAUCUCCGGGACAACUUGUUUGGUGUUGAUGCAGGGUUAGCUCUCAGCAAAACCCUUCCAAAGCUUCCUGAUCUUGUUGAGCUUUAUCUCAGUGAUCUCAAUCUUGAGAACGAGGGCACAAUCGCAAUUGUCAAAGCCCUCAAACAGUCAGCACCGCAGUUGGAGGUCCUUGAAAUGGCAGGAAAUGAAAUAAAUGCCAAAGCAGCCCCAGAUUUGGCAGAAUGCUUAACAGCAAUGCAGUCACUGAAGAAGCUGACCUUGGCUGAAAAUGAACUGAAGGAUGGCGGUGCUGUGAUUAUUGCAAAAUCAUUGGAAGAUGGCCACACAGAUCUCAAGGAACUUGAUGUGAGCACGAACAUGCUGCAGAGGGUUGGAGCUCGGUGCUUUGCGCGGGCAGUCGCAGAUAAACCAGCUUUUGUGCAACUGAACAUCAAUGGAAAUUUCAUCUCUGAUGAAGGGAUUGAUGAGGUGAAGGAAAUUCUGAAGGCUGGUAAGAAAUCCCUGGAUGUUCUGGGCUCACUAGAUGAGAAUGAACCUGACGGGGAGCCUGAUGAUGAGGAAGAGGACCAGGAUGCUGAGGACAAUGAGGAUGAGCUGGAUUCGAAGCUGCAGAGUGUGAAGGUUGAGCAGGAUGAUUGACCAAGUUGGUUUUAAGAUUCCACCAGUUACCUGAAUUUGACCAAGGGAAACAUUAGCUGUGCUGAUGCAAAAAAAAAAUCUAAGUUCAUCCGUGAUCGCAUAUAUUCCAUGCUUGUUGGUUGAUAAUGCUGCUUUUGCUUGACUUUGUUUAGUUUGAAUGAGGGUUAAAUACAUCACUAUUCAAAAGAUCUGUGUGCUGUUCCCACAUGGUAACCUUUUAAAUCUCUUUCACAGGCCCUGAUGUGUGGAUUUAAUCAUGAACCGUUUGUCAUAAUAUAUACUUCCAGUAAAAAUGUUAGUGCAACAAUUUAUGCUUCCAAGUUCCAGUAAAAAUGUUAGUUCAUGAGGAUUAGAAAACAUACACCCUGCUUGUAUUGAUGCAGCUUUUCACAUGACAUCUGGUUUGCUUUGUGUUUUUGUGCAUCUAAUGCAAGUUGGUUUUAAGAUGUAAGCUAGUAGCAGAGUCUUGAUUACCGUGGUUCCUAAUCAAUUUUGUUAUGUAAAACCAAUUAUCUUGUGCGAUGGGCAUCCGCAAUGGUAUAAGUCAAUUACUAGCUCUAAGCCAACCUUUCCAAUAUUGCUAGCUCUUAGCUAUGACUCAUAGUAUUGUUAGGCCCACAUGACACUCUCACAUGAUCUUUGAAUGUGUGUAUGAUCCUAGCUCUUGAUCAAGAGAUAGCUUUUCUCUCUCUUCUAUUAAAAUAUGAAAAGAAUGCUAAGGGCAAGCUUAUGAGUCAGCCAUUGCGGGUGCCCUUAUAACUGCUUAUUCAUUAUGUUAUGUUCAUGACAUUAUUCUGUUAUAAAUGAUCUGAUUUAUAGAUGCUACCUACUUUCCCAACAAUUUUUUUUGGGUAACUACACAUUAGUAGUGGACCUACUACUAUAGGUUGUCUCUGUGACUCUGCUUUGGUCCGUAAAUUCAU
Molecule: messenger RNA, 2821 nt
Organism: Sorghum bicolor (sorghum)
Lineage: Eukaryota; Viridiplantae; Streptophyta; Magnoliopsida; Poales; Poaceae
Product: RAN GTPase-activating protein 2
Exons: 3
Coding region: 222-1898 (558 amino acids)
Molecular function (GO): protein binding; GTPase activator activity
Source: RefSeq, a predicted model, not a curated record